UUCAGGAUCCUAUAUUUUACAUUUCCUCUGCAACUACUAUAUGAUUCAGUUAGAGCUCUUUGGACGAUGAUAUGAUCAAAUUAAUUUUAUCAUGCUUCACAAAUUGCCUUUUUGUUUCUAUACCGUACAGGAAGGAGUCAAUGCCAAUUUCUAUUUCUUACCUUUCAAGCCCACAUCGAUGAAAGUCCUCCAGUGUUACUUUCUUUCUGGAAUGCAGCUGCGGAAAUCUCUCCUUUUACUGAAGAUAUUGCAACCUAAGCAUGUUCUCUCUGGUGACUAUACUCCUCAAGACAUACUUGUCCUUUCAUUUAAAGAAAAUAAAUCCGAUUUCUACCUCAAGCAGUUUCUCGAGAUAUUCAGGCGGUGUGUUGGACCAAUUUUCUGUGAAACGGACACUCACUCAGCCACUCUCUCCCCUAAUUUUCCAAAACCCAGUAAUCUACUCUUCCCAGGGAUUGUUGAGACUGUGUAUAGGAUUCACUGGGAGUGGUUUAUUUCACGGAUUACUGGAAUUUCCAUUUCUAAGAUUUGAGCUUCAGUAUUGUUCCUUGAUUGCAGUGUCUGUGAAAGUGCUUUGAAUUUUGUGGUGUGGAGUAACUAAUAUAGUAUUGAAGUGUUUUGUGUAUUUUCCUGAAAGAAGAGCUUUGGAAUUAUGUGUUUGUCUGUUCUUUUUUUUAAGUUUGAGGUUUCGGCUGACCUCAAACGAAGAGUCACAAGUUAGAGGAAAACAUUGUGAAUGGAUCAUCCCAUAGAUAUUGACAAGUGGUCAGGGAGUCAAAUGCUUAGUAAAGAGCAAUAUCAUGUUAAGAACGAUGAGACAGUUGACAAGGAGAAAGCAUUCGAGGAAAUAAUUUGUAGAAUUAUUAAUGGCUCUCUAUUCUAGCCACGAUUAGCUAAAGCUUGAUGUCAUUUAAACGAUCUUUUUCUCCUGCAGGCUGGCAGUUCUCCAAAAACCCGAUCGGGUAUCGGGUUAUCCGAUACCCGAUAAACCAAAAAUCCUAUACCAGAACCUGAUCCCGAAACCCGAAAAAUCGGGUAUCGGGUAUCCAAUUACCUGAUAUUUCGGGUUUGGAUAUUGGGUAUCCAAUUCCCGAUAUCAUUUUUGACACCCUAACUAGGAGUGUGUUUGUAUGUGAAAAUUGUUUGGUCUUGUAUAUGAUAUAUUUUUUGUGAAUCAUAGUGAUAUUUAUGUGUGAUAUGUAGUAGUACUGGUUAUAUUGGAAAUUAAUUAUA
Molecule: messenger RNA, 1233 nt
Organism: Salvia splendens (bonfire salvia)
Lineage: Eukaryota; Viridiplantae; Streptophyta; Magnoliopsida; Lamiales; Lamiaceae
Exons: 3
Coding region: 92-532 (146 amino acids)
Source: RefSeq, a predicted model, not a curated record